Molecule: messenger RNA, 896 nt
Organism: Micropterus salmoides (largemouth bass)
Lineage: Eukaryota; Metazoa; Chordata; Actinopteri; Centrarchiformes; Centrarchidae
Product: phospholipase A2-like
Exons: 2
Biological process (GO): phospholipid metabolic process; arachidonate secretion
Molecular function (GO): A2-type glycerophospholipase activity
Source: RefSeq, a predicted model, not a curated record
ACAUUCUCAGGUGAUGAAAUAAACCUUGUCCAGUUUGUUUCAGAUUUUGUCUUGUCUGACUUUUUGACCCGUAGGUGCUGGCAAGUGCAUGACCAGUGUUACGUUGAUGCUACGCAACACCCUGAAUGCUGGCCCAUCUUCGACAAUCCUUACAUCGAAUUCUAUGACUACAGCUGUUCUAUGAAUUCUAUGACUACAACAAGGAAAAUAGGAAGGUCACCUGUGGCAGUAAGAAUGGUGGUUGGCCUUUUGGUAAAAAGAGUUCUCUCUGCUUUAUCAUCUUCAGACAAAAAUGACACAUGUGAGAUGUUCAUCUGUGAGUAUGACAGGAAGGCCGCGGAGUGUUUUGCCAGUUCACCGUGGAUCCCUGAGCACGAGCACCUGUCCAGCAAUCGCUGUCGGUAAAGACCAAAUAACUAUAUAAACUUGGCUUACUAGAGGUCCAUCCGGUUAUGUUGAGUCACUCAAGGCCUAUAUGCAGCCUAGUACAGGUGUUGUUGUCACCAUCUUGUCAUCCAAUGCCCUGACUUGACCAAUAUGUUCAUGACCAAAGUGAACAAUAGCACUGAAAGGAUGCAUCCAGUGAUAAUGCCCUUCUCCAGAUGAUGCCAUUCAGGUGUUCCAGAGGUGACUCUUAGGCUGAUAGUCCUGAUCUGUUCCUGGAACAUGCUGUCGGUCCAGUGGAGUUUCCAAUAGUUUGUGCGGGAUUGACCAGUAGGCGUGGUCCAGCCACUGAACUGCCAGGUCUUCUCUUCUGCAUGGAGUUGUCAUUGUAUGCAUUCCUCAGGAUAAACUCUGAGGCCCCAUCCACACUACUCCGUUUUUGUUUAAAAACAGUUUUAAAACGAAUACGAUCUCCAUCCACACCAGCGUUUUAGCUGCGUGUCAGAGUUGAA